This is a messenger RNA of Mus caroli (Ryukyu mouse), 3098 nucleotides long. The record is from RefSeq and is a predicted model, not a curated record. NCBI's taxonomy places the organism in Eukaryota, Metazoa, Chordata, Mammalia, Rodentia, Muridae.
GAAGGUGCUCUUUGCUUGGGGUUUCUGAAGUGCCACAAGUGAAGAAACUUGCUGCCCCACUGACAAUGGCUGAGUCGGAGGAGGAGGAUGCUGAGGCUUGGCUGCGGUUGAAGCCUGUGGAGCCCUUGCCCUCCCAGUGCUGCGGCAGUGGCUGCUCACCCUGUGUGUUUGACCUCUAUUACCGAGACCUCGAAAGAUGGGAAACAGCCCGAGCCAGAAAUGACAGGAGCCUGCUGAGUGGGAAGCAACCACCUGAGAGCCAGAUAUCCAUUGACUACCUAUUAUACCCCAGGCCCUAUAAGCCACUGAGGAUUUGUGAGUGAGCAAGGCAUAGUCCUUGCCCUCAAAAGACCACACUAACUUGGUACGAUACAGACAGGUUAACUGAAGGGAUAGACCUUUCUCCCUUCUCCUGCCUCCUGGGAAUCAGACAACUCAACUGCCACUGUGUAUCAUGGCCUACUCAUCAGCUAUAAGACCCGGGACCUCCCUUUUCUCUCUGAAGCCUGUAAGAGGAACCCCCACUUAGCUUCAUGAGCUUGAGCCUUCUUUGGAACUCCCGCCAUAAUAUCUGUCUCUGCUGUUAAUAACUCUGUUCUCAGAAGGACAGUCUACCCCAGCAUUCCUCCUGAAAUCCAAAACCUGAGACUUUUCAGGCCUCAGCCUCCCCAUAUGUGAUACAAGGAUGUUAGACUGGAUCGUCUCUAAGGCUCCCUCCGUUUUUCAACUCUCUAGAUCUGGAACUGACUAGAUCUGAAGGAUGAGCAGGUGUUUUGUACAGGGAAUACACUAUGAACAAUAAAGACGUUGAGGGCUGUUCUGCCAAGCUGAGUCCAGAGACUUUCCUGGCCUUCCACAUCAGCACCAUGGAGAAGGUCACCAAGGACACCUAUCUUGUCCGGUUUACACUACCCGGGAACAGUCGGCUUGGCCUGCAUCCUGGACAGCACCUCAUCCUAAGAGGUGUAGUAGACGGCUUAGAGAUUCAGAGAGCCUACACUCCCAUCAGCCCUGUCACUGCAGAAGGAUACUUUGACAUUUUAAUCAAGUGCUACCAGACCGGGCUGAUGUCCCGGUAUGUGGAGUCCUGGAGAACAGGAGACACAGCCUUCUGGCGAGGGCCUUUCGGAAGCUUCUCAUAUGAACCAAAGAAGCAUGGCGAGCUCCUCAUGCUGGCAGCCGGCACAGGCCUGGCCCCCAUGGUGCCUAUCCUGCAGAGCAUCACAGACAACGAAGAUGAUGAGACCUUUGUCACCUUGGUCGGCUGCUUCAAGACCUUCGAGGGCAUCUACCUGAAGACCUUCUUCCAGGAACAGGCCAGGUUCUGGAACGUGCGAACCUUCUUUGUCCUCAGUCAGGAGGUCUCCCCAGAACAGCUUCCCUGGAGCUACCGUGACAAGACCCAUUUUGGCCGCCUGGGCCAGGAGCUGGUUGCUGAACUGGUGGCCUGCUGCCGGAGAAAGCCGUUUACCUUAGUCUGUGGCUCACCUGCAUUUAAUGAGGACAUGGCUAGGUGUUUGCUGUCUGCUGGCCUGACUGAGGACUCCUACUUCCUCUUCUAGCCCUGGCCUUGGGCCUUAGUCAGGGGUACAGAGAGGAGCCCAGAGCAGAGUCAGAAGACAUGGAGUCCAGGCCUGGCCCUGCUGCUGACUUACCCAGAGACUUGGGCAAAUGUCAUCACCGUGGAACUUCCCUCCUGUCUGCUGCGUCCUGCUGUAUGGAGGGAGGCCAGCAGUUGUCAGGGAGUCAGGGAAGACGGCUCCAAGGGAGCCAAGCAAACGGAGUCCUACUGAGGCUCAGGCUGGUGGGGGUUGGAUAGGACAAGGGGUGAGGAGUCUCUUGUCCUCCCGGAGCCCAUCAGUGCCGAGAAAAUGACUUGGGGAAGCUCAGAGCUCUGGGAGGACCUGAACUUCUGUGCCUCCUGUGGGGUGAACCUGACUUGCUGAAGGCCUGGAGUCUAAGACCUGACCAUGUUCUCAGAUCAAGGCACUGCCCUGAAUCAUCUCUGUAUCCGUGACAAGUCUUUCCUGCCAUGAUCAGCCUCACGCUCAGUUUCUUUCCUGGCUCAGGAGGCCAGCUCAGAGUCCUUUUCCCACAAAAGAAGAGGAACAGAGGCAAAUGCCCCUCCCUCCUGCAGGCAGCCACAUAGCCCGAGCCUUCAGCUCUCGGUGCCCUGGCGACGGUUGCUAUGGAGAUCUAAAGAUAGAGCAGGAGUCAGGAGACCUGGGUCCCUCUCCCAGCUCUGCCCACUGAGUGGCUGCCGAUCCAGGUCCACCCAGCCCCCACCUCCACCUCCUCUAUCCUGAACGGGGCAUGCCCUCUCCAGGGAGCUCACUGCCCCUGGGCAUCACAUUGACUUAAUGAAUUCUGCUUUCCACAGCCUGGGCCCCAGUGUGCUGCGCCAGCACAGGCCAGAUACGGGCAGUCCCAGACUUCUAAUGCUCAGCAGUGGAAUGUUAGAAGCUGGGAGCCAGGAGCCUUCAGGAUUAGGCAUUUAUAACUAUGGAGUUGCACUCUCCCCACCUCCCCCACCCCCCAUAGCAGGGCUCAGAUGCCAGAGAACCCUGUCCAGCAGACUCUGUACAAAUGGGUGAACCAAGGCCUAUGAGUGACUCACCCAAGGUGAGUCCGAGACAGCUCUCCCUACAAGCUCCCCGUCACCCCCCCCCCCACACACACACACACAUACACACCUGUGGUUGUACACCAUGCUUUUCAAACUGUGCUCCACAGGCCACUGGGGAACCUUGCCUGGAUGGCAGCAGUAAAAGUGGCUGGAGGCAUCCCCAGAUCCCCUUCAAUCACAGAGGUCUGUUUUUACCUCAUCUUCAUGGGGCAUGGAGAAAUUUUUGUCAAAAUUGCCUUUUCUACCCGACCCUGAAAAAUCACAACAAAGAAGCCCCUGUUCACUGCAUAGCCGUGGGGAACAGCUGGGUGAUGGGAAGCCUGCAUGCUGCACCCCAGGGGCUUGGGACCUCUGUCGGGGUUCUACAGGGCAUUACAGUCACAUUAGGUGUGACUUCUCAGAACCAAGUGAGCAAAUUAAAGCUUCAUGAACAUUGGUCAGGACACUUUGUUUUGUCUGGCCCAGGUCCUCA